This is a messenger RNA of Paramuricea clavata, 465 nucleotides long. NCBI's taxonomy places the organism in Eukaryota, Metazoa, Cnidaria, Anthozoa, Malacalcyonacea, Plexauridae. The record is from the annotation of a GenBank genome assembly.
AUGAAAGAUUACAAGUCAGCAUUAGAGUCGAAACAAAAAGAUCUUGAAAUCACAUUAAAAUUGUUUGGAGAACACCAUUCUGACACUGCUGCAAGCUAUAACAACAUUGGAAUCACACAAGAUGAUAUGAAAGAUUACAAGUCAGCGUUGGAAUCACAUCAACAUGCUCUUCAAAUCAGAUUAAAACUGUUUGGAGAAGACCAUUCUGACACUGCUGGGAGUUAUUAUAACAUAGCUGCCACACGUUAUGACAUGAAACACUAUAAGUCAGCUUUAGAAUCUUAUCAACGUGCUCUUCAAAUUAGAUUAAAAUUGCAUGGAGAAUGUGAUUCUGACACUGUUGAAAGUUAUCGUGCAAUUGGAGUCAUUCAACGUGCUCUGAAAAACUACAAAGCAGCAUUAAAAUUACAUCGAUAUGUUGUACAAACUAGAUUAAAUAAAGCUGCACGGGGAGUACUACCCUGA